Cylicocyclus nassatus is the source of this 333-nucleotide messenger RNA. The record is from the annotation of a GenBank genome assembly. Lineage: Eukaryota; Metazoa; Nematoda; Chromadorea; Rhabditida; Strongylidae.
AUGCGAAUUAGUGAGAUGGCCAACGGCACAUUUUUGGGAGGUGUGUCACUUUGGGAAUGCGCAACUAGAGGUUAUAUGGUAUUCAGCAUUUUCGGCAGAGAACUUGUUUCGUUAUCUAUGCUUUUCAUGGCGGCAGAAAGAAUAUUUGUCGUCUUGUCAAUUGGAACGUACCGACUGUAUGCAACACCCGUAGCCCGAUUCGUGGCAGUCGCAAUUUGUCUGCUUGUUUGCUUGAUCUCUAUACUAAUUAUGUUCCUCACUUCAUAUUAUGACAGCCGCAUUGAGGUGGAAGAUGAUAAAUAUUGUGGAAUUUCCGGGAGGUUGCUGAAAUAA